Messenger RNA from Trichomycterus rosablanca, 2583 nucleotides. RefSeq names its product endo-beta-N-acetylglucosaminidase (gene engase). Bases 39 to 2159 code for a protein of 706 amino acids. The record is from RefSeq and is a predicted model, not a curated record. Gene Ontology annotation, molecular function: mannosyl-glycoprotein endo-beta-N-acetylglucosaminidase activity. Gene Ontology annotation, cellular component: cytoplasm. The transcript is spliced from 14 exons. Gene Ontology annotation, biological process: protein deglycosylation. Lineage: Eukaryota; Metazoa; Chordata; Actinopteri; Siluriformes; Trichomycteridae.
AAAAGUCCACUGAUUUAGUGAGAUCUGAAUGAUUAGUGAUGGAAGAUCAGAUUAUUAACAUGAGGAAGAGGAGAGAGGAGAUUAAUGAUGAAGAUCCAGCAGGACAAAUCCAGAAAACUCAAACUGAGUCUGAUUCUUGUUUGGACGAAUCUGAGGAUCUGAGAGGAAUUCAUGAGGUUAUAACCUUCCAACCACCUCAUUUACCAGCGUGUCACUACAGUCCUGAUACGACGGAGCCCAUCAGCUCGGCCCUGAACUCUUUAGAUGAGCUCCUGUCGUGGAAGCGCAGCGAUGCAAGUCCGUUUAACGUGGCGACGGUUCCUCUGCAGGAGCGCCAGCCUUCCCUGCGGGACACGCCCAUGAGGACGCUGGUCUCUCAUGACAUGAUGGGGGGUUACCUGCACGACAGGUUUAUUCAGGGGACAGAGGUGGACGAUCCGUACGUCUUCUAUCACUGGGAACACAUCGACAUCUUCAACUACUUCAGCCACCACAUGGUGACCGUUCCACCCGCCAUGUGGACCAACGCUGCCCACAAACACGCCGUCCUCUCACUGGGUACGUUCAUCACCGAGUGGGUGGGCGGAGGGAAGACGUGCGAGGCGUUCCUGGCGGGUGAGGAGGAUUACCGCGCGGUGGCUGAUAAACUGGUGCAGAUCGCUCACUGCUACGGGUUCGACGGCUGGUUAAUAAACAUCGAGAACGUUCUGAGUGCCGGGGCGGUGAAACACAUGGCUCCGUUCCUGCGGUAUCUCACCGAUCAGAUGCACGAGCGAGUUCCCGGCAGUUUGGUGAUCUGGUACGACAGCGUUCUGGAGGACGGAACGUUAAAGUGGCAGAACCAACUCAACCACCACAACAGGGUGUUCUUCCAGGCGUGCGACGGGAUCUUCACCAACUAUAACUGGAAGGAGAGCAGCCUGGAGGACAUGGCGUCCGACCCGGCGGCGCAGGGGCGCCUGGCAGACGUGUACGUGGGGGUGGAUGUCUUCGCCAGAGGAGAGGUGGUGGGGGGGAAGUUCGAAACGAAUAAGGCUCUGGAGCUGGUACGUAAGCACGGCUUCUCGGCAGCGCUCUUCGCCCCCGGGUGGGUGUACGAGUGCCACGACAAGACGGAGUUCCUCACGAACCAGGAUAAGUUUUGGGGGCUGUUAUCAGACGUCCUCUACGCUCACCGCCCGGCGUGUCCUCUACCCUUCACUUCCUCCUUAUGUCGGGGGUUCGGGAAACGUUUCUACUGGAGAGGAAAGGUGGAGCAGGAACGAACCUGGUUUAAUCUGAGCGCCCAGCAGCUUCAGCCUCUGUAUGUAAAGCAGGAUGUGAAUGGCGGGGGCUGGUACACCACCCGCGGGUGCUCUCAGGAGGUGUGGGCGGGUGGAAGUGCACUCCUGCUGGAGGGUUCCAUGACCAAAUCGUGCUCCAAGAUCUGUGCCAGGAUCUUCUCCCUGCACGUGCCGUUGCCCUCCCGGAGCUUCAUCUCGCUGGUCUACAGGGUGUCGGGGGGCGUGAACGUCUCUCUGGAGCUCAGAACCCUGGACGCGGCGCUCUGUGUCGACGCGGCGUCUCCGGACUACAGGAGUGUGAAUCCGGUGCUGUUGGAUGAUGAUGAUGAGCAGGUGAAGCAGCUGAAUCAGGAGGAGAGAUCAGACGGCUGGAUCACCAGGUGUUUCCAGUUGGAUCAGUCUGGUUGUGUACUGGGUGAGGUGUGUGUGGAUGUGUGUCGAGAUGAUGGAGGAUCUGAGGAAGAUCUGAGCUUCACCUGCAGGAUCGGCGAGAUCUCGGUGUGGGAUGCGGACACCCCCCUGGUGCCCCCCCGGCCCCUCCCGAGCGUGUGUGUGUACGACGUGGUGUGGCGUAAACCCCGCCCUGACGGGAAGGUGUAUCUCAGCGCUACGUUACGGUGGCGCUACCGGGCCGAGCUGGUCCGCUUCUUCCGUGUGUACCGGCGGCAUGUACGUGGUCCCGACCCACGGAUCGGGCGGGGCCCGGCGGUUCCGAUCGGCCGGGCGUAUUCACCCCUGUACCGCGUGGUGGAGCUGGAGGUGGAGCACACCAGCGGGGUGAUGGAGCUGCUGGUGGAGCCGGUGAGCUGGGGGGGCGUCGGCGUACCCGAAUCACAGUGGGGCCGGAAGACGCUGAGCUACACACACAGCGCAUAAACACACACUGUUCUACUGGACUCAUCUGGGACGAAUUGGAAUGCUGAGUGUGAUCGUACAGAAAAUUCCCCCACACACAUUCCAGAACCUUGUGGGAAUCCUGCCAAGAAGAGUGGAGACUGUUAUAGCUGCAAACAGGGUGGGUGUGGAGGCUUUAUAUUAAUGCUCAACCAGCUCAUAGUCAGGCAUCCACAUACUGUUGGUCCUAGCGUACAUUAUUUUAUUCAGCAACUUUAAUCCGAGGUUUAAUUCUGAACGUGUUUCUGCUAGGAGUGAAACGUUAAAAAUCUUUUCUUUCUAUUUGUAUCAGUUAAAUAAAGACUGAAGAGAAAUAAACACCUCACACUUUUUACUGAGGGUUUCUGGAUGUGGUUUGUACUGUUAAUAAUAAUAAUAAUAAAAUCAUUUUAUAAUAAUAAUAAAA